CCCGGCGCUUUUCUCCCAAGUCCCGGCCGAUCCUUGGCAGCUGACACCAGCUCCCGCUGUCCAGCGCUCGCGCCUGCCGGUCAGCCUGGGGACUCCCUCGGCCCCCGUGCAGGCCUGACCUCCCCCGGCUGCGGACGUUCCCUCGGCCGGCCAGCGGGGAGAGCGCAAACAAAGUCCGCUUACAAAGCCCCCAGAUGAGUCACUCGUUGGGGUGUUGCCGUGCGCCUUUUGCAAGAAACUUAAAAGCGACUGCAGCCGAUAACGCUAGCGGCGAUCCUCUCGCCGGCUCACUUUAGGUGGAGGGAACCUCUCUUUGGAAGAUCACGGUGGGAACACGCUUGUUCGCUUCGUUUGUGUUUGCAAACGAAGCAUUUAGUGGGCAGCAGGGAUGAGGUCACAGGGAAACUUAGGAACCCGAGGUUAGAGAGCUGGGCGCUUUUAAGAGCAUUCUUCCCGCCUCGGGGUAAUUUCCCCUCUUUGAAUACUUGAUGAAAUCGCAAAUGCAGAGCUGGGCGCUUGAGGCCUUUCCAAACUAUCCAGGAACGGAUGCAGAAUUUUCAAAACAUUACCUUCCCAGACACUGGACCCAUCCCAGUGGAGUUAUAUAGGGAGGUGUGUGUUUUGAACGUUCCUAUUGUGUAGCCCUGCUUUGUUGUUUCAAGACAUAUGUUCUUUGGUGUGUGGGCAAUUUGAUUUUAAGUAAUGGAAACAGGCUUCUUAAAAUUGAAAAUACCCGAAAUUACAGGGCUUGUGAACUUUUCCCUCUGUCAUUCUGUUGGAGUAUUGUUUCAUCAUGCUUUGAUGAGCAUGAUAACAAUGCGAUAACUUCAGCAUGCACUGGAAAAGAAACGAUAACACAGUUAACUGCCACCCAGGUUAGUGUAAAGGUGGCAAAUGCCUUUUCUAGGGGGGGGAAAAACUUUCAGAUGAUCAUUUUAAAAUGCAGGAUUGGUUAAGAAAAAAACUUAAGCCUAUCGUCUGUAAACUUAAUAGACACUGAAGAGAGCUAGAGUGUCUGUAAGGGAAACCUGGUAACUCCUCUUGGGAAAGCGGUUCGGAUUCUUGUUAAUUACUGCUAAUGACUCUUUCCUUGAUACAGCAAGUGCCAGAAAUUUAUUGAUCUAGUUUUUAAUUUGAUUUUAUAUUAUUUAAAAUUUUUCAACUAUUCAGAUUUUUUUCACAUGGUGGGAAAGUGUUAAAGACAAUAUUUGACCAUGGGCUCUUGCAAUGAGUGCACUGAAAAUUGUUGGAAAACUUAUAACUCAGCCAAGAAGAGAUGAAUGGGUAAAGAGAAUAUUUUGGUCUUUCUAUGGAAAGGUAUGGAUAGGAUUGGUUCUGUUUUUAAUUUUCACUGGGAAAAUGGAGAGGUAAACAUUUGUGUGUUUCCCAGAGCAUCCUGUUGAACUUACAUGUUAAAGCAGUUUUAUGAUGCUGCCUGCUUUCCAGAUAACCUGGUGGAAAGUGAAAGCCAUAGCUGUUAAAAUAUUUGAUGGAUGAUUCUCCUAACAGGACAUUCAAGAGAUGACUCACCAAUGCUAAUUUGUUUCAGUACAAAAUCUUUUACCCUCUGGCGCUGGAGAUUUCGUGGUGCCACAUCCUACCACCCAGGGUGAUGAAAUAACAUUUCUGGUUUUUUGGUUUUUGUUUUCGUCAUCCCCAGAAAAAGGAGAGUGGCGGCAAGGUUAAUUACCUUGCAAGUUGAAAGAGAUGGGAGAUAAAAUUAAAACCUUGAUUUGAUGACACUAGUGAAAUAAAAGUCUAUUCAGAAGUUAUAUUUUAAAAAUAAAUCACUUAACUAAAGGGAGGUUGUGGUUGUUAUUUUACUGUCUCUCCCCCAGAGAAUAAGUUGAGAAAACCCAGUUCCCCUCUUAGAAGGGCUCCUAGGACUCCUCGGAGAGUGGUUUCAGUAGUGGUCCUCCAGCACCUCACCCCCCAUGUGAGAGGGCGCUUCAGCAAGGCUGUGCACAUGCUUAUGUUGCCACAGACAUCAGAAUGGGUAAAAGAGCAGCCCAUGAAGCCUCCCAUCACCAACAGCAGGCGGCACAGAACAGCCUGCUGCCUCUCCUGAGCUCGGCUGUGGAGCCCCCUGACCAGAAACCAUUGCUUCCCAUACCAAUAACUCAGAAACCUCAGGCUGCACCAGAGACAUUAAAAGAUGCUAUUGGGAUUAAAAAAGAAAAACCCAAAACUUCGUUUGUGUGCACUUACUGCAGUAAAGCUUUCAGGGACAGCUAUCACCUGAGGCGCCAUGAGUCCUGCCACACAGGGAUCAAGUUGGUGUCCCGGCCAAAGAAAACCCCCACCACGGUGGUUCCCCUGAUCUCCACCAUCGCUGGGGACAGCACCCGAACUUCGUUGGUCUCGACCAUUGCAGGCAUCUUAUCAACAGUCACUACAUCAUCCUCGGGCACCAACCCCAGUAGCAGUGCCAGCACCACAGCUAUGCCUGUGACCCAGUCUGUCAAGAAACCUAGCAAGCCUGUCAAGAAGAACCAUGCUUGUGAGAUGUGUGGGAAGGCCUUCCGAGAUGUGUACCACCUCAAUCGGCACAAGCUCUCCCACUCAGACGAAAAGCCCUUCGAGUGUCCUACUUGCAAUCAGCGCUUCAAGAGGAAGGACCGGAUGACUUACCAUGUGAGAUCUCACGAAGGAGGCAUCACCAAACCCUAUACUUGCAGUGUUUGUGGGAAAGGCUUCUCCAGGCCUGACCACUUAAGCUGUCACGUAAAACAUGUCCAUUCAACAGAAAGACCCUUCAAAUGCCAAUUUUCCUCCCUCAUGCAGACAUGCACUGCUGCCUUUGCCACCAAAGACAGACUGCGGACACACAUGGUGCGCCAUGAAGGCAAGGUGUCAUGCAACAUCUGUGGGAAGCUCCUGAGUGCGGCAUAUAUCACCAGCCACUUAAAGACACACGGACAAAGCCAAAGUAUCAACUGUAAUACAUGCAAACAAGGCAUCAGUAAAGCAUGCAUGAGUGAAGAGACCAGCAGCCAGAAGCAGCAGCAGCAGCAGCAACAGCAGCAGCAGCAACAGCAGCACGUGACAAGCUGGCCAGGGAAACAGGUGGAAACACUGAGACUGUGGGAAGAAGCUGUCAAAGCAAGGAAGAAAGAAGCUGCUAACCUGUGCCAAACCUCCACGGCCGCAACGACACCUGUGACUCUCACUACUCCAUUCAAUAUAACAUCCUCUGUGUCAUCUGGGACUAUGUCAAACCCAGUCACAGUAGCAGCUGCAAUGAGCAUGAGAAGUCCAGUAAAUGUUUCAAGUGCAGUUAACAUAACCAGCCCAAUGAACAUAGGGCAUCCUGUAACUAUAACCAGUCCACUAUCCAUGACCUCUCCUUUAACACUCACUACCCCUGUCAACCUCCCUACCCCUGUCACUGCCCCAGUGAACAUAGCACAUCCUGUCACAAUCACAUCUCCAAUGAACCUGCCCACACCUAUGACGUUAGCUGCCCCUCUCAAUAUAGCAAUGAGGCCCGUAGAGAGCAUGCCUUUCUUACCCCAAGCUUUGCCUACAUCACCGCCUUGGUAAACAGUAUUAUAAAGUCAAAACAUGGGUUAAAGUGAAUAUUUACCAGCAGCCUACUCUUAGUUGAUUAAAGCAAAAAGUAAACCAUGAAAAUGGAAGGUUUUAUUGCAUUAGUUAUUAAGAGUGUAGUAGCACAUUUCUCCAAUUUGGCUGGGAUUGUUCAAAGUAAGAUGUAUAUGUAACUUACCACUGGACCACUUUAGUUUCAUCAGAAAUCCCUUUUAGCUGUCAGCAGUGUUUAAACAGGAUAGUAGUUGGCAAGAUGAAAUCCAGAAUUAAAACCAGUCAUAAAAAGGCAAAACCCAUUUCAAAAUAAAACAGUAUCACUGUUUCUAAUUCCAAGAAAUCCUUUUAUUCUCAACACUAGCAGAACUCUUCUCCCUCUACAAAGCAAAUGGCUGAUUUUAACCUGAAAUUCUAAAUCCACAGUUUGAGAGCUAGUGUAGAACUGUCUUUGUCUAUUGUUUUUAUGAGUAAAUACAUACAUUGUCAUAAUAAAAUGCAUUUCAGAGAAUAUGCAUUUUACCUUUGGGAAUAUGUUAAUUUCAGGCAGCAUUCCCUAUGGGAAAGGUGAUACCAGCUCUGAUAUGCAAAGCAUACGAUAAUUUAUCAUUCUAAUUUCAACAUAUAAUAGGGAUUGUGACCUGAUAUAUUUGGAGAUGUAAAUAUUGCUCAGCAUAUUAAUCCUGAUGGAAUAUAGCAUUGUAGGUGACUUUUUCAAAAAAAACUUUUUAAAAAACAAAAAAUAAAGUAUACAGAUUGUGUUUUAGUCAGAGAAGGCCGCAGUUGACAGAGGAGAAGUCAAGUUUGCGGACAGGCAGGCUCCUAAAAAACGGAGGCCAGUGAGAUUCCUUUGAGGAGCCAAGGAAUACUUUGGAACAGUUCAGAUAUAUUGCUUUAAAUUGGAAGAUGCUGGAGGCACUGGGAAGUGACAUGCCCCUCUCUCUCCCAAUCAGAGCCUGUUGAUGUUACAACAGGGACAAAUGUGUUAGUUGCUCACUAGAGUUUAUGUCUUAUAUAAAAUUGUAUACAGUUUUUAUUCUAACCACUAACUAGGUAGUAUGCCCCUUCAGAACAAGCAGAGUGUAUCUUUUUUUAAAAAAGAAAUUUUUCCUUCCAUUUAUUAAUCAUGAAUUGUGCAGAUUGGUUCAACUUUGUAAAUAUAGACAUCACCUUUUUUUUUUUUCUUUGAGAAAACACUUGUAUCAGCUUUGUGGUGUUUUUGGGGAGACAGCUGUCUGCACUCCCUGCAGAAACCCAGCAAUGACUGUGCAUGUUGAGACAUGUGCUUUUUAUUUCUUAGCAGGUUGGUUUAUCUCUGUACAUAAAGUAGAAACCAAAAGCUAGGGAGACAGAUACUCUACGUCAUCAUGCCACACUUUUAAUGUUUUUUAAAGCAUUGUGCUUGUCAGAAAAAUGUUAACUAAAACCAAGAUGUUACUAUUAUUUUUUAAGUUGCAGUAUGUUUUUGGUUUUUAUUCAUCUUUUAAUCUUGCAGUUAAGAGAAAUGGAAAUUAGUUGUGUUAAUCUUGCAAAAUGUUUGCAGGACUAUCAAACUGGAUUGACUUCCGUUUAUACCCCACUGUGUCAGUUCAGGCAGCAAAAUACCUUGCAUCUGAGGCAGACUUCCUACAUCAGGGACAGGUAUCUGUGUGUCAUUAUACAAAACCGUUCUAGGGGGUUGAACUACAUAGUAAGAAAUAAAUAAAUAGUAGUGUAAAAUAAUUUUAUAAAUGAUCUUUUGUACUUUAGGACAUUAAAUUGUACAACUUUUGUAUAUAUAAAAGCUUAGGAACUUUCUGUUUAGCAGGAAGGCAACACAUUCCUACACUUUUAAUGUAUAUGUUUGUUAUAAUGUCCAUGUAAACAUGCCCUAUGUUUGUGCCUUUUAAUUAGUUUGUCUCAAUAAACAAAAUGUAGAGAAAAAUAUGUAGCUAUGACUUUGUUACAACUGUCCUUAUCCACAGUACAAAAUGGUUUGUUUUUAAUAUGUAGAGCAUUAUGUGUGGACUACUGGAAGGACUCCUGUGGGGAAGGCCCGGGAACGAGCAGCUGAGGCCUGGAGUGGAGGCCAGUGGCCACAGUUUAGGAAGUCCACACUCGCCAGCAUGCAGACCCUGCAGUAGGCUCUGCCUCUGCCUGCUGGGACCUGCCUCCGCUGGCCUGGCAGUCACCAUCCUCUGUGGGCAAACAGCCCGGGCUUCCUCCACAGUGGUCCAAGGAACAUCCUGCAGGAAGGGCAGGUAUGGGCCUCAGAACCCUGAAAGUAUUAGUUAAAAAAAAAAAAAAAAGAUAUAUACUAGAAAUGAUUGUUUUAUCAAUUCAUUGUAUAAUAAACAGGAGUGAGACUUCAUUGUAUGACUUCAGUUAAAAUGCUAUUUUGUAUGCAUUCUUUAUUAAGAAGCUUGUCUGCAAUAAUAAAGCCACGUGUGUCUUCUUUUGGGAGGGAGAGAGUUGAUGGCAGGAUGGAGGUGAGGGAGGACCACUGAAAGAGGGCAAAUGGGAUGUGUGGUGCAAUUCUCUGCCUUGGAACUGGAAUUGAGUUUGAUGCUGAUGAACUGAUUGAGCCAGGUGUUGAAGGCACUACAGCCACCAUGGAUGGGAAGGCAGAGUACGUUGUCCCCUUCUGGUUGGAACCUGGGAGAGCUUCCCCUUUAUCAGACUGGCAGCUGAACAGUGUAUUAGAUUAUCCUCAAGCUGACAUCCAGCCUGCUGUGCUGUAGGGCGUGCUGCUUGGCCUGCAUUUGCCUUGUGUUGUGUAUCCAUUUCCCUCCUGAGGUGUGCUCCUAAAUGAAGGUUUCUGUGUAAGCAGAUGAUGAUUUUACUGUCAAUACCAGCACUGUAUUACUAACAUGCAAAAUACUGCAGAUUUAUUUUGACAAAUUAAAGUUAACCGGUCACAAA
Molecule: messenger RNA, 6444 nt
Organism: Ochotona princeps (American pika)
Lineage: Eukaryota; Metazoa; Chordata; Mammalia; Lagomorpha; Ochotonidae
Gene: VEZF1
Product: vascular endothelial zinc finger 1
Exons: 6
Coding region: 1993-3543 (516 amino acids)
Biological process (GO): regulation of transcription by RNA polymerase II
Cellular component (GO): nucleus
Molecular function (GO): DNA-binding transcription factor activity, RNA polymerase II-specific; RNA polymerase II cis-regulatory region sequence-specific DNA binding
Source: RefSeq, a predicted model, not a curated record